Molecule: messenger RNA, 2743 nt
Organism: Mercenaria mercenaria
Lineage: Eukaryota; Metazoa; Mollusca; Bivalvia; Venerida; Veneridae
Exons: 2
Coding region: 234-2426 (730 amino acids)
Source: RefSeq, a predicted model, not a curated record
UGCGCGGAUGCGCAGGCUGAUCUGGAUCCAUGCUGGUCCCAAAGCCACAAUGUUGGUUUUCUCAUGGCGCGGAUCAUAUUGUUUCCCCAUAGUCAUGAACGUUGAUUGAUAGCAAUGUGCUUCUCUAGAUAUAUACAACGGUUUCACUGACUCUAAGCUACUAAUAAAGGAUUUAUCAAGAUUCAUAAAUAUACGCAUAAAAGAACGCUGGAUAUAUUACUUUAAUUAAGAAAAUGUCAUUUUGCGUCACAGAUGAACGUUUGCUGGAAGAAUGCAUUACAAAGCUUGAAGAGCGAGCAGAACCAAGUAAAAAUGAUAUAAGAUACGAAAGAUAUGUCAGCUAUAUCAAUCUAUUUUUAAGUAAAUUUGGAAAUGAAAGGGUAUACCUUGUGGGCAGUACGGGUGCGAGAUCUAAACUUGCAUUUUUAAAAGACAAUGGUGAUGCCGAUUUCUUACUUGUUUCUGGAAAGCUUGAAAUUCCUGUCAAAAAUCUGGAUCCAAAUCCCAAUGCGCCUACUUAUGUUCAUAUUCGUGCUGAUGAGUGUAGCAGAGAUAUUCGACUCGAAAUCGUUGAGGACAAAUACGUUUCAGCUAACACUUUACGUGAAGUGAGACCGGAGUUGUUCACUCUUUUACGGGCGAUUUAUUUGCAGACUACUGCCACCGUAAAUAAAUUACCAGAAUCAGAUGAAGACCGUACAAUGUUGUCGGUUUCCUCAAAGGUCGGCUUAAAAACAACUACCUAUAGAUCAUUACAGUUUGAUAGAGAUAUUGCAGAAUACAGGCGGAAAUUUUCGCAUGUUAAGAAUGCGGUUGUGGCAGACGAAAGAAAGCAUCGACUCUCAAUGAGAUGGAGAGAUGUAAAAAUACAUGCUCGAGACAAGACAGUCUAUAGACGAAUAUAUGAAACAUCGAAAUUAGCGGUACCAUCUGGCGGCAAAAGAGGAAAUAAUGGAGGGAUAGCUUUUUUUGCACAACUCGUUGAAGAAGUUCUUAAGCGACAGGAUGCUGAAAUGCUACAAAGGUCAUCUCCUGAAGAUACUGAAAGUGAUAGCGUUUACAGGAAUGAAGAAGCAGACAAGGGUAAAAGAAGUUCAAAGGAGAUGGCUAUUAAAGCAACUUACACUGAAAAAAAGCAUAAAGACUUUGUUCCAGCUUUAGUUAUUAAAGGUGAACUUAAGUGUAUGAGACAGUGGAAAGAGAGAGUAGAAGCACGUGGUUGGCCUUCAUCUAAGGUGAAAGAUAUUUUCAAUACAGAUGUAUUUGCUGUCGCAAGAGUUGCUCCAAUCAACCCAAAUACAGAAAAGGACUUUUGCUUGUCGUUUAAUCUGGCUGAGCAAAAGUUAAUGAAAUGGAUGUCUAUAACACAAAGAAGAGUUUUCUUGAUUCUUAAGGCCUACCUGAAAGGUGUCUUUGAAAACAACCACAGAGAAAAGGGCAUAGAGCUUAAACUUAAAACUUAUCAUAUUAAAAGUCUUCUGUUCUGGCUUAAUGAAAAUAAUGAUGAUGACGACAAACAACCAGUUCAAACGGUCCUUCAGAAAGCCUUGAGCUCCCUAAGGAAGAAGUUGUGUAACAAAAAUCUUUCACAUUAUUUUGUACCAAGUCAGAAUAUGUUCGCAGACUUUGUGAAAUCAGAUUACGAAAUUUUGAUUAACUGUGUUGACGAAGUUCGAAACAGUCCUGUCCUCAGUUUAAACAGCUACAUUGAGUUGAACGAUGGUCAACGAGGAGAGGUUUGGUUUACUGAAGAUGAGUUGCGCUGUUUUUUGGAUAUGUCAGCUGACGGAGGCAGACAUGAACAUAUCAGUAAGCUUGAAGAAGCUAUGGUAGAUUUUCAGAGAGGUGUAAACGAUAAGAGAGAUGUAGACGGAACCACACCGUUAGGAGAAGCAAUUGUAGACACAAUAAAACUAUAUCUGAGUGAGGAUAAUUGUGUUAAUUACUCAAAAUUUAAACAAGUUAACGAUUUUCUUACAAAAGGCCAAUUUGAUCAUAGAAAAAUAAACUCGUCUGAAGCGAACGAGAAAAUUGAAGAUGCAUCUUCCAAUAUUGUGGGACUUGCAGGGUCGAUUUAUUGGUGGCUCGGCUUGCGAUGUGUGUGGCUGUUGGUGCGUUUGAGGUUAAUGCUUCCAGGGAUUCGACUGUUACUUUAUUUUGGUACCUUCAAUUCAAAAAUAAAUCAUUUUUUAAAUAAGUAUGGCGGAAAGGACGGAGUAAGACAUGUAAUACAGGGUGCGUUUUGUGGAAAGGCUGUGGACUUUGAUAUGGAUAUUGGAGAGCAGAUUGUGGACACUGUUCGCCGUUAUCUUACAUGUUCAGAUGACGAAGAGGAUGCUAUCUGUUCUGAGUUAAAAUACAAAUUAGCAGGUUACUUUCUCUGCAGAAAAGAGUUCCCAGAUAUGUCCGGGAUACGACGUAUAUAGGAAGUACACUAAAACAAUUUAAAUCAUUGUACACUGAAACUCUCAGAAUACAGUUUGACAAAUUAUUAUGUAUGAUUCAGAAGUCUUGUAACUGUUCAUUGCCUUGCAGUUUUAUAGAUGAUAUGUAUCCUUGCAAUAUGAGAUGAAAAAUUAAAUCACAUGUAUGAAUGUAUGAUAUCACUAUUGUAUAUUUUAUCAAAUAUACAUCGAUGUUUAGAUAUUUUCGAAGUGGUUAAAAUCAAAGACUGCGAACGAUGUAGCUGGAGUUCAAACAUUGUGUAUAUUGCUCUCCAAAUAAUAAAAAUUCUGGGCACAAA